This is a messenger RNA of Henningerozyma blattae CBS 6284, 546 nucleotides long. RefSeq lists its product as uncharacterized. Gene Ontology annotation, molecular function: GTPase activity; GTP binding. Gene Ontology annotation, cellular component: plasma membrane; cytoplasm. The transcript has a single exon. Lineage: Eukaryota; Fungi; Ascomycota; Saccharomycetes; Saccharomycetales; Saccharomycetaceae. The coding region runs from base 1 to 546 and encodes 181 amino acids. Gene Ontology annotation, biological process: intracellular protein transport; vesicle-mediated transport. The record is from RefSeq and is a predicted model, not a curated record.
AUGGGUUUAUAUGCGUCUAAAUUGUUCAGUAACCUUUUUGGUAACAGGGAAAUGCGUAUCCUUAUGGUUGGUUUAGAUGGUGCUGGUAAGACCACCGUUUUAUAUAAGUUGAAAUUAGGUGAAGUUAUUACCACCAUUCCAACCAUUGGUUUCAAUGUUGAAACUGUUCAAUAUAAGAAUAUCUCAUUUACAGUUUGGGAUGUUGGUGGACAAGACAGAAUCAGAUCCUUAUGGAGACAUUAUUAUAGAAACACUGAAGGUGUUAUUUUUGUUGUUGAUUCCAAUGAUAGAUCUCGUAUUGGUGAAGCUAGAGAAGUUAUGCAAAGAAUGCUAAACGAAGAUGAAUUAAGAAAUGCUUGUUGGUUAGUUUUUGCUAACAAACAAGAUUUGCCAGAAGCCAUGUCUGCUGCCGAAAUCACCGAGAAAUUAGGGUUGCACUCCAUCAGAAACCGUCCUUGGUUCAUCCAAGCCACUUGUGCUACUUCAGGUGAAGGUUUAUAUGAAGGUUUGGAAUGGUUAAGUAAUACUUUGAAGAAACAAGGUUAA